AUGUCGAUAAUAUAUUACCAAUUUAAAGGGGCAAUAGACUUUGAUACAAUAACCUUCGAUGGUCCUGAGAUCUCCGUGUUCGACGCUAAGAGGGAGAUCCUCGUGGCGAAGAAAUUAAAAGGAAACGACUUUGAUCUCGUUGUUUCACAGGCUGGGACUGGGGAAGACUAUACAGACGAUAACGUGUUAAUAAAAAGAAACACAAGAAUUGUCGUACGCCGAAUGCCUACUCGACCUGGAAAAGGUAACGCUCAGAGAUACUUGGAAGGCACGGCGCCCUCACCGCAAAGAAACUUUGGAGCAGCGGCUCGAGGCCUUGCUACCUCAGUCAAUGGGUAUGAAAAACUCAAAAUUAAGGACUGGUGA
Messenger RNA from Paraglomus brasilianum, 366 nucleotides. The record is from the annotation of a GenBank genome assembly. Lineage: Eukaryota; Fungi; Glomeromycota; Glomeromycetes; Paraglomerales; Paraglomeraceae.